AACGGCCAAAUACCUUCGUUACUCUCAGCGGUUGAGCUUGUAUUCAAAUCGAGAAAAAGCGGAGCCUGAUUGGCCAGGGAGACCGUUUACCCGCAUGCGUACUACGGGUCAUAAAAAAUGAUGCAUUCAUCGCAGCUGUCGGAAAUGUCGGAAGUGUGUGGGGGGGGCAUAUUAAUUAUUUAGACGAAUUAUAUAUGAGCACAGUUCUCCUUAUUUACGGGAGUAACUGUAGAUUAUUUUAAACAACCAAAGCCAAACAUUGCAAAGCACGUUUACUCACUACACGAGCAUUGGAGUGUGCUCUAAAAGUUGGUAUAUGCCCGCCUCCUGCUACUUUAAGGAGUAGGAAUUCACUGAGCGCUCUUGAAGGCAUCACGAGAAGGAACAGGAAAUGAAAGCUCUGUUUUGGAGAGACACUUUGCUCCGAGCAGACGGUGAGUUUUUAAGAUUCCUCGUUUAAUACAUCUUUUUCUUCUGUGAAGUUUCACCAAAACUAAAAACGGAUAAAUAAUAAAACGGACAGUAGCAAAUGCUAGACAGGUUGCCGAGAAAGUACUCGCUACAUUUGUUAUGUGGUUUCAAGUAUUCGGAGCGUCAAGUUAUUUGAAAUAAAAGAUGAAAAGACGGUUUAUUAUCCGAGUUACUCUACAUUUUCUGCUUGAAGUGCAGCCGAGGAUACGCUACAUGAAGCCACAAAAAGGGGAGUUUAUGUGCUUGAAAGACAACGAUGAACGGUGCCGUUGCCUCCGAUUUAUGAAAAAAAAAAAAAAGAAGUUAAAAUGUUAUGUAAAACAGUCAACGGUUAGGUUAAGUUAGCAGUUAACAUGCAGUAAUCACAGUAAAGAUAAAAAAACAAAAACGUGAGUUUUAAAUGUACCCAUUACCUAUGUGGAUGUGACUAAAAUUCAACUUUUAAUUAGCUUAAUUGAUGAUGGUCAUGAGGCUGCAGCAGAACACCUGUUACCUAUUUGAAUCUGGGCGCCAACUCGGCUGCAGUUUGACUCCAUAAACGCAUCAGGUUUUGUGUAUGGUUGCACAGCUGAACAGCCUGUCCCUGACAACAAAGUGUGUGUCUGUGGGAGUUGGGACUGGGUGGAUGCUGGCAUGAGGCCUCCUAUUGUCGCUGCGCUGCUGGCUGUAACUAGAGUAGAGAACACACACACACACACACAACACACAAAACACAAAACAACUGAUCCUGUAAUAGGAGCUGAGCCGUGUUUUUGGCUCUUUAAUUGUUUUUCAGUACAAGAUCUGCUCUUCCACACAUACUGGAUAGACUUAUUUUAAUGAAGAAACCUUUACUAGUUAAUCCUACUUUUAAUAGUUUCUGGUUGUACACUCAGUGGCCAUUUCAUUUGAUACACCUGCAAUAUAUAAUACAACCCAAUACAACUGUUGUACCAUAAAGUUUAAUUUCAUUGUGCUUACAAUGUUCCAGGGUUAUUUUUGGCACCGCCAUAGAUGUGUUAAUUAAAUUCUGCACUGAGGUCAUAGUGGUGGUGUUGUACUGUCUCUGAUAUUCUGCUCUCCCCAUCUAUGUCAAUGGAGAGGAAAAAAAUUACAAACACUUGUCAAUGUAAAGUAGUCCAGUAUAACACCAUCUUUCCCUAUGACCCCUGUGUUUAUAUAAAAAAAAAGGAAAAAAUAUGUAAUAUACUCAUUUGUCAGUGAUGACAAAAGCUGAAUAUUAUAAACUUUGGGAAGCUGUUUAAUUUUUUUAUUUAUUUGUUUGCAGAAAAAAAAGCUCUCAUUCUAAAAAUAUAUCUGUUCAGAAAGACACUCAAAUAUAUAUGACCACACUUUACCUACAUAUGCUAAGAUAUACAUGAAUCCUAAGUAAACAGGAGAUAAUGAAGAUGUAUAAGCUACCCCUCCUGUGCUUAACAAUUAUUUCUCAUUCCAAAUGUGCAACAGUCGGUACCAUAAUUGGGGGAAAAAAGAAAGAGACGAGUAAUGGCGAACAAUUAAGUUUGAAUUCCUCAAAGAGUUUAUAACAUUAGUGCACUGACAGUCACAGCCCGGAGGACUAGAGAUUACAGUCAUAAAAAUGCCACACCCAAUUGCAUUGAAUGUGAUGUGAUUAAUCUGCUGAAUAUUUUCUCAAUCAGUCAUUUUGCUUGCAUAAUGUUAGCAAACAGGGAAAAUACAAAUUUUUCCUCUUCAAAUGUCUUGUUACAAUCCAACCAAUAGUCCAAAUCCCAAAGAUAUUUAUUUUACUGUCAUUUCUGACAGGAAUAAAGCAUCAAAUCAUCACACAUUGCAGAAGUUGGAACCUUCAAGCAUUACAUGGUGUGACACAGCUUUUCACCCAUCCUGCUGUCCUGCCAGAUCUUCUCCCAAAACAACCAGUCCUGAGUCCGGCCCCUAGUCUCCACUAUGGAAAAUCUAGAGGAGGACCUGACGUGCUCUGUGUGCUACUCUCUGUUCUCUGACCCGCGAGUCCUGCCGUGCUCGCACACCUUCUGUAAGACCUGUCUGGACAACUUGCUUCAGGUGUCUACCAACUAUUCCAUCUGGCGUCCGCUCCGCCUGCCGCUAAAAUGCCCCAACUGCCGUAAUGUGAUGGAGCUGCCCCCAACGGGCAUAGAUGCUCUGCCCACCAAUGUUUCUCUGCGGGCCAUCAUCGAGAAAUACCAGAAGGACAAUGAGCCACGACCCCCCUCCUGUCAGGAGCACAACAGGCAGCCUCUGAACAUGUACUGCAUCCAGGAUCGGCAGCUGAUCUGUGGGCUGUGUCUGACUGUUGGGCAGCACCAGGGCCAUCCCAUCGACGACCUGCAGGCGGCUUUCAUCAGAGAAAGACAGACGCCAUCGCAACUGCUGGCCAGACUCUCUGAUCAGAGAUGGGCACAGGUGUGUGAGCUAGGGGAGCAGCUGGAGCAGGAGAAGGCCCGCUGUGAGGGUCUGGUGAGGCAGGACCGACAGGAAGUCAAUCAGUUUUUUCAGACGCUGGAGGUGGUGCUGGCCAGGAAGCGGCAAGCUUACCUGGAGGCCCUGGACAAAGCUGGUGCAGAGGUGUCCCGGGCCUAUGAUCCACUCAUCCACAGAGUGAAGGAGCUACAGGAAGAACAGUUGGACCUGGUGUCCUUGGGUUCGUCAGUAGAGGAGGAGGACUCGCCUCUCGUCUUCCUGGAGAAGGUGCAUUUGUUCAGAGAGAGGGUGGAGGAGUUUAUGAAAACUCCUCUGCCCUCUGUGAUAAACCUCUCCGUCACCCCGCGGGCAGCAGAGUACCUUCAGCAGCGCUGGCCUGCUGUGACCAUCAGGAGCCUGGAGGAAGCACCUGUUCCUAAGGUGAGCUGCUGUGCCAGAUGUGGCGGUGUGGAGGCUGGUGCGGAGGCCGAGGCUGGAAGGGAUCAGUCUGACAGCUGGGUGCAGGACGUGUGGUGUGAGCUGCAGCCUACUUCGUCUGUGGUGCUGCUGGGGCUGCUGCUGCUGCUGGCAGUGCUGUGGGUGAACCCGGUAGGAGGGGCAUCGCUCGGUUUCUCUCUGCUGUCUCGGUUAAGUCAGUUAGUCCAUGGCCUGAGCAGCGAACUCAUCACAUCUGUCUGGGACACGGCGGGGUCAGCAUACACAAUGAUGGCAGCAGUUGUAGAGAGAUGGAGCACACAGCUCUCCUCAGUUGGGGGAGAGGCUUUCCAGCAGCUGGCUGCCUUCUUUAAAACUCUGACAUCCCACUGAAAGACACCAAACUGAAACCUUAAACCCUCCAUUUUUAUUUAGAAGCUGAGAAAGUCUCACUUCCCCAUUUCUGUAGUGAAGGAAAAUCCACCUUAAAUAUCUUUUAAACAGCUGCUACUUAAGAGUCAAAAACUGUGGAUGUCUGAUUUUGCUGUCAACUUCACAGUGAAACAGCAGGGGUUUCAAUUUAGAUGUAGACCAACACUGAACCUUCUGUGGUGACAGUAGAGUAAAUGGACCACAAUGCAUUGCAAGCGCUUUUCCUUUUUGUUAAUGCUUCUCAGCACUCAGAAAGGCAUCCUGGAAAAUUCAGGCAAUGAGUAAACAAAUAACUACAUAUUGAAGUCCGGUUUAUAGAAAAUUGCGUCAAAUAAAAUGAUCAUUAUAAAAUUGAAUAUAAUAAAAAUUUAAAUGAAUACAAAUAAAACCAGACUGAGCAGAAAUAACUUGACAAAAAUAACUUUUUAUAAAUGUAUUUAUAAUCACAUAAACAUGGAUACAAUAAUAUUCAUCUUAGGAUUCAUUUUUCCCUUUAGUCUUACUUUAAAGAUUCCCUGAGGUUGCAUGCAGACCAGGGGGAAAGUGCAGGGUAUGACUUGCUCACUUCCAUGUUAAAAAAAAAAAAAAAAAAAAAAAAAAAUUCUGUCAAGGUCUUUUAAAAAAAAAUUAGGCACGGUUUAUGUAUCUGUAAAUCUUUUUAUAUACUGGAUUGUUAUUGUUCAGUGUCGUUCCUCUUUGGAGUGUAUUAUUUGAUCUAUGAUCGUCAUACUGCCUAACUAAUGAGCAUUUAUCUAACACUAAUCGAAACAUUAGACUGAGAAUAUGGUUUGCACAAGGCAAAGUGGGAAGGUGCUUAAGAUGGAAAACUUAGAAAUGAAAAUAGUGCCUACAAACUCUUAAGUCACCUUUCCCAUUGUGCAGUGCGACAUUUCAGUAGCUUUCCUGUUGUCUCAGAGAGCUCGGGACACCAAUGCAGCUAAUUGUGUAUGUUUACAGUGACGGGGGCAGUAUGUGAAAUUUAAAGCCUGCUGAGUGGAAGCAGACACACAGUGGAUCUGACUUAAAGCCUCCACAGAUCAUGUUGCAGUGAUGCUCUGAGUGGCUCCCUUACUGUGCCUUUAGCCAUCACACCUUUACCUCGCCUGCACUUGAUAGCUUUAUUGUAGUGGACUGGUUAUUCCAUCAGGACCAAUAUGUUUUGCUUAGGAUUUGUUUUUUUUUUGUUUUUUUUAUUAAAAUGGUGCAAUGAUAUAGUGUAUUUUAAAAAUUAUUAUAGCCUUUGGAAAAGCUUUAUCAGCACUAUUCUGCCUCCUACAAAAUGUUACAUCAUUUUACUCAAGCAAACUUCAGCAGAGUAGAUCCAAUUUCUAAUAAACGCUGUUAGCCAGACUUGUUAUAGUGGUUUUUAUAAACUUUUCUCAAUUCCUGUAUUUUAAAAAAAAAUGUUACAAUAAAUUUGUUCAAAUGCUCUUAA
Seriola aureovittata is the source of this 5155-nucleotide messenger RNA. It is a transcript of the gene trim59, whose product is annotated as tripartite motif containing 59. Bases 2380 to 3681 code for a protein of 433 amino acids. NCBI's taxonomy places the organism in Eukaryota, Metazoa, Chordata, Actinopteri, Carangiformes, Carangidae. The transcript is spliced from 5 exons. Gene Ontology annotation, biological process: cilium assembly. Gene Ontology annotation, cellular component: intraciliary transport particle B; cilium; centrosome. Gene Ontology annotation, molecular function: zinc ion binding. The record is from RefSeq and is a predicted model, not a curated record.